Molecule: messenger RNA, 1230 nt
Organism: Chaetomium globosum CBS 148.51
Lineage: Eukaryota; Fungi; Ascomycota; Sordariomycetes; Sordariales; Chaetomiaceae
Exons: 1
Coding region: 1-1230 (409 amino acids)
Source: RefSeq, a predicted model, not a curated record
AUGGCCCGAGUCUUCCUCAAACCCGACGGCAGAGACCUCUACUAUCCCGAGUCACCACCGCCAGGCACCAUCCUGCAGCCACUCACCCAAGACUGCGCUAUCCCGCUUGGCCCCCCGGGAAACACCGUCACUGUGACCAUUCCACAGAUGGCUGGCGGGCGCAUCUGGUUCAGCGCCGAAAAACAACUCACCUUCCUACGGAAUCCAGGAGGGCCUGGCGGUGGUGCCGCCCUCGUCGAGCCGUCGGUCCUCAACCCGAGUGACCCCAAUGCCGAUGUUGACUUUUCCUUCUGCGAGUUCACCCUCAACAAUGACCAACUAUUCGCCAACAUCAGCUACGUCGACUUCGUGCCUCGCUUGCCCAUCGCCCUGACCUUGCAAAUCAAGGACGGCGCCGUGCAGCAUGUGAGCGGGAUGGCCCCUGACGGCUUGGAGAGAGUGUGUGUCGGGUUGAGGGAGCAGACCGCCAGGGAUGGCUGGCCAUGGGACAAGCUCGUGGUGCAACCCAACGGACACGACAAGCCGUUGCGGGUGUUGAGCCCGACACACGGCAAUGCGGUAGGCGCGAGUUUCGACGGGUACUUUGAGCCGUUGGUCGAAGCAGCGUGGAAGAAGUACGCGGCCUCCGAAGAACAACCACAAUCACAAUCACAACCACAGCAACCAGAGACGGCCAAAAAACACCGCCUCCGCCUCUCCCUCCUCCGGCGCAAGCCCAACCCCAACCCAGCAUCACCACCCCCACCAACCCUCCAACCUCAAUCCACCACCACCACCACCACCACCCUCCGCAUCAACACCCAAGCCGCCGCCGGCAUCCUCACCAGCCACAACCCCCCCUCCCCCACCAACCCCCUCCUCCACAUCGGCCCCGAAACCUUCACCCGCCCCAGCACCUUCGACAUCCUCGGCUGCAACAGCGGGCCCUUCACCACGGGCGCCUCCCCCACGCGCAACGCCAUCAUCCCGCGCCUGGCCGCCGCCUUCCAGCGCGGCUGCAUCGUCGCGACGGCCGAGCACCCGUCGGAGCCGGAGACGUUUUAUGUCGGUGACGGGCCGGUGAAUCAUUAUGCAAGAGUGGUGCAUGAGUGUAAUUUGGAUGGGAGGGGGUAUGCGUUUGCGUACGAUGAUGUGCAGGUGGAUGGGGGGAGGGAUCAGAGUGGGAAGGUGGAGGCGGGGGAGCCGGCCGUUUUGGUGGUGGCCGUGGGGGGGAGGGGAGCUGGGGCGUAG